GGGCGUCUGAGGCUGGAAACGGGAGGAUCUGAUUGAAGGACAAAAAGGAAAAAAAAACAGCCACGUACAAACUAGAUCUCUUCAUCAAAGUCUAGCCUUUAACAUGGAGAAGAGGACGUCUGUCAUAGCUUUUUUCUGUGUCGUGUGGUCAGCUGUUGCUGCCAUCCAGGUUGACAUCCCCCAAGAUCAGUAUGAGUUCGCCAGAGGGGACAACAUCACACUGCCCUGCAAAUUUCAAAGUGCUCUAAGCAGUCUAAAACUGGCCAUUAUCUCAUGGACUGCUGGUGAGACUGUGAUUCUCACCCACUAUCAUCCUGCUGGAGUCACAAACAUUAAUCCAAAGUACCAGGGUCGGGUAUCUGUGGACGUAAACAUUAAUGGUGGUACUGGGAAAGCUGACCUUAAACUGUCCUCCAUCACAAUGGCAGACAACAAUGAAAUUCGGUGUCUUGUCCUGAUCCCCAAUGACGAUGAGGGCAAACCGGCUGACGCAGCAACAUUGACUGUUCUAGUGGGUCCAUCUCCACCAAUCUGUAAGGUUCAAGGUAAAGCAGAGUACGGCCAAAACAUCAACCUCACCUGUUAUUCUGAGGAAGGGUCUCCUCCUCUCAGUUACAAGUGGGAAAGUCGUGAUGUGAAAAACACGCCACGUACACUGACCUCAGGCACUGACCAAGGAGGCAUCCUUUCUCUUUCUGACAUCUCCAAGGAGACCUCUGGGUUCUACAUCUGCACAUCAAGCAACAACAUCUCUUCAGCCACCUGCAACAUCUCUCUUGCAGUCAAUCCACCCAACAUGGACAUUGACUCCCCAGCAGGACAACGCUGAUGGGGCGAUGGAGGGUUCAAAUGCCGAAGGAGGAUAAGACUGAAGCCUCCAUUGAUCCAGCAGCGACAGUAAACCUGCAUCCUUCACCUGCUGAACAGCAUGUGGUCAUCAAAGAGCCCAGCUGGAGCUUUAAAGGCGUAGAUCAAUCCCUCAUGUUAAGAUUUCUGCAGAAAAUAAAGUAUCCAUGGAUGAGCCAUAGAUGCCUGAUGGGUGCAUCCAUCAAAUAAUCUGCCAUGGAGCUUAACAUUUUCUCAUAUACAGUUUAUUACGUGAUUAUCUGAAUUCGUAAUGCAUGUUUAAAAAGUGGUUCCUCGUUUUGAUCCUUUGUCUUUUUAUGAUAAAAGAAUCCAGUAAGUAGAAUC
This is a messenger RNA of Poecilia latipinna (sailfin molly), 1191 nucleotides long. Its product is annotated as cell surface A33 antigen-like. The transcript is spliced from 7 exons. Gene Ontology annotation, cellular component: plasma membrane. The record is from RefSeq and is a predicted model, not a curated record. Lineage: Eukaryota; Metazoa; Chordata; Actinopteri; Cyprinodontiformes; Poeciliidae. Bases 104 to 829 code for a protein of 241 amino acids.